Entrophospora candida is the source of this 897-nucleotide messenger RNA. The record is from the annotation of a GenBank genome assembly. NCBI's taxonomy places the organism in Eukaryota, Fungi, Glomeromycota, Glomeromycetes, Entrophosporales, Entrophosporaceae.
AUGUCAGUAGAAGAAACGGUUAAUCCAACAGCUUUAUUAACAGAAUCAAAACCGUAUCAUUGUUUUAGCUGGAAAGUUUCAGCAUUUCAACAAUAUUUAAAUAAUUGUAAAUUUGAAGGCAAUAAAUUAAGGGAUGCUAACGAGUAUAUUUCAUUAUAUUUAGAAGCUAUACAAACACCCUACGAAAAUCAAAAUCUCAUAGAUACAAGAUAUGCCAGAUUCAAAUUAUCAAUUGAAAUGAUGGAAAUAUCUGAUGAUUUCACAAAAACAAAGUUGAUAAAAUUAAAAACUGAUACAGAGAUAUUAGAACAUAAAUUUAUUUUUAACAGCGAUGAUGACUUUGGAUAUUCGAAAUUCUACUCAAUCAAGAAUUUCAAGAUGGAAUUUUUCAAUGAUGAUGAUAGUGAGAGCAAGAGAUCCAACUCACGAUCAUAUUUCCUAAGUAGUACAAAUGAAAAAUUUUUUGAAGAUGAUUCAUUUACCGAUAUAAGAUUUUUGCUGGAUUGUGGAUCGAUAAUCAAAGCUCACCGGGUGAUACUAGCAGGUGGGUCAGCGUAUUUUAAUAAAAUGUUGAAAGGGGAAUGGAAAGAAUCGAAUUCUGAAACAAUAAAAAUUCAUAGCUUUAAAUAUGAAACAUUUCGAGCUAUUUUGUUUUACAUUUAUUCAGGAAAGUUGGUUGAUACGCAAGAUCUUGAAUUGUUGAAGGAUGUUUAUGUUAAAGCUGAAAUGAUGGGUUUGGAUGGAUUGUUGAAGUUGUUGGUAAACAAGUUUAGUGAGAUUAUAGAUGAGGAUAAUUGGGAUGAUAUCCUGAUAUUGGGGCAAAGAACUAGUAAUAAACCAUUAAAAAAUAUCGUAAUGACUUUUCUAGUAUUAAAUUUUCAAAAAGUUGCCAUAUAA